AUUCACAAGGUUCAGGGUGAACUGCUAAUAGCAGAGAUUAUGACAGACUGCAUUUUGCAGGAGCUUCUCCCUCAGUAAAUAACUCAAACCUUGGUUUUCAGAGUCAGCUACGGUGCAGCGAUGAUCUUCACAGCGUUCCCGGUUUAUGCAGUCUUUUUCGCUCUGUGGGCCCCGGGUGCCAGGACUGAAGACAGCUUCAUUGCCGCCGUUUAUGAGCACGCGGUCAUUUUGCCCAACGGAACCCAAACCCCUGUGACUCAGGACGAUGCCUUGAUGCUGAUGGACAAAAAUCUUGAUGUGUUGGAGAAAGCCAUUAAACAGGCAGCCUCUGAGGGGGCACACAUUAUUGUGACUCCAGAAGAUGGCAUCUAUGGCUGGGUCUUCACCAGGGACACACUCUACCCUUACCUGGAGGAUAUCCCGGACCCUCAGGUCAACUGGAUUCCGUGCACUGAUCCCAACAGAUUUGGCCGUGCUCCAGUGCAAAAACGACUCAGCUGCCUAGCCAGAGACAACUCCAUCUAUGUGGUGGCCAACAUGGGAGACAAGAAGCCAUGUAACACCACUGACUCCCAGUGCCCCAGGGAUGGCCGAUACCAGUACAACACCAACGUGGUCUUUGGUGCAGAUGGGAAGCUAGUGGCACGUUACCACAAGUACAAUCUCUUUGAACCUGAAGUUCAGUUCGACUUUCCAAAGGACUCACAGGACGUGACCUUCGAAACCCCCUUUGGAAAAUUUGGAAUUUUCACCUGCUUUGACAUUUUUUCACACGACCCCGCCGUGACCGUUGUGGAAAAAUACCAAGUGGACAGUGUACUGUACCCUACAGCUUGGGAUAACACUUUGCCUCUUUUGUCAGCCGCUCCAUUCCACUCUGCCUGGGCUAGGUCGAUGAGAGUCAAUCUGCUUGCAGCUAAUACACAUAACACCAGUAUGCAUAUGACAGGAAGUGGAAUCUACGCUCCGGAUGGGAUCAGGGCGUUCCACUAUGACAUGGAGACAGAGAGCGGUCAGCUCCUGCUUUCAGAGCUGAAGUCCAGGCCCCGUCUCUGGCCCAGCUACCCCGUCGCUGUUGACUGGAGCGCUUACGCCAAACAUGUCAAGCCACCCUCGAGGGAGUACAAGAAGUUUGGAGGGAAAAUUUAUUUUGAUGAAUUUACCUUCACCGACCUCAUCCAGGCUGGGGAAAACUACACCGUCUGUGAGAACGACCUUUGCUGCCAUUUAAGCUACAAGAUGACUGAGAAGAGAGCAGAUGAAGUCUUUGUUCUCGGAGUCUUUAAUGGGCUCCACAUAGUCGAGGGCCAGUAUUAUUUGCAGGUGUGCACCCUGUUGAAGUGCCAAACAACCGACUUGAGAACUUGCGGGGAGCCAAUUGGAUCUGCUUUCACCAAGUUUGAAGAGUUUUCCCUCAGCGGCACAUUUGGCACAAAUUACGUCUUCCCCCAGGUCAUCUUGAGUGGAAGUCAGCUUGCCACAGAACAACAGUAUGAGGUCACCAGCGAUGGUCGUUUGAGAAACCGAGGUUCAGUACCCCUGCCGAUAUUGGUGAUGGCGCUGUAUGGGAGAGUCUAUGAGAAGGAUCCACCACGCCUGGGGCAAGGGGUCCGACCGCUGAGGCCACUCUGACCAGCUUUAGGUCAGGAAAAACUUUCUCUCUGGUUUUAAUAAGCUGAAACCACUGGGGAAGUAGCUUGAUCUAGUGGAUCUAGACUUCUAGACUGUGAGCCCGCUGUUGGGUAGGGACCGUCUCUAUAUGUUGCCAACUUGUACUUCCCAA
This is a messenger RNA of Tachyglossus aculeatus (Australian echidna), 1783 nucleotides long. Its product is annotated as vascular non-inflammatory molecule 3-like. The transcript has 7 exons. The record is from RefSeq and is a predicted model, not a curated record. The coding region runs from base 121 to 1632 and encodes 503 amino acids. Lineage: Eukaryota; Metazoa; Chordata; Mammalia; Monotremata; Tachyglossidae. Gene Ontology annotation, molecular function: hydrolase activity, acting on carbon-nitrogen (but not peptide) bonds, in linear amides.